Messenger RNA from Manihot esculenta (cassava), 5929 nucleotides. Its product is annotated as putative disease resistance RPP13-like protein 1. Gene Ontology annotation, molecular function: RNA-DNA hybrid ribonuclease activity; nucleic acid binding; ADP binding. The record is from RefSeq and is a predicted model, not a curated record. Bases 1 to 5652 code for a protein of 1883 amino acids. Gene Ontology annotation, biological process: defense response to other organism. NCBI's taxonomy places the organism in Eukaryota, Viridiplantae, Streptophyta, Magnoliopsida, Malpighiales, Euphorbiaceae. The transcript is spliced from 3 exons.
AUGACUCGGUAUUGGUGGAGUAAGGGUGUUGAUCAAAAUCGCGGUAUUCACUGGUUGGGUUGGCAUAGAAUGGUGAAGUACAGACUGGACGGCGGGUUAGGUUUUAAAUCGCUCCAUGAUUUUAACUUAGCCAUGCUUGGUAAGCAGGGUUGGAACAUUAUUAACAGACCUCAUUCUUUAGUGGCCCGCGUUCUUAAGGCUUGUUAUUUUCCAACAACAUCUUUUUUUGAAGCAUCUUUGGGCCACAAUCCUAGCUUUUUGUGGCGUAGUAUAUGGGCGACUCAGAGUCUGGUUAAAGCUGGUGCUUAUUGGAGAAUUGGGAAUGGCAUGUUAGUUUCUAUUUGGACUCACCCUUGCUUGAAAGAGGCGCCCGACUUAUUGGUUUCUACACUCCCUCCUCUGAACUGUACUCUUUCUGUUGUUACAGAUCUUAUGAUCGGCCAUAGAUGGAAUGAGAGUUUAAUAGCUCAGUUGUUCAAUGAUAGAGACAGGAGUUGUAUUUUGAACAUCCCUCUAAGUCUUUCUUCGCAUCCAGAUGCGUGGUGCUGGAAGUUUGCGUCCAAGGGUCACUAUUCUGUUAAGAGUUCUUACAGAUUUCUGGUUGCUGGGUUUCGACAUAGGGAAGGUAGUGAGAUAUGGAGUCGUUUUUGGAAGACGAAGGUGCCUCCUAAAGUGCUUAAUUUUUGCUGGCGUGCUUUAGUUAAUGUAGUUCCUUGCCUCUCUUUGCUUCAGUCCAGGAGAGUUCCGGUUGAUUCGAUGUGUCCGUUGUGUCAUGAGGCUCCUGAGACUAUUCUACAUAUUCUUGUUCAGUGUCCUUUUACCCGCAGUUGCUGGUUGAGUUCGCCUUUGGGUUGGCCUGCAUUCUCCGCUGCCUCUCUUAGGAAGUGGUUCUCUUUAGCCUUCCUUACUGCUUCUGCGGAGAAUGCUUCCCUUAUUCUAAUGAUAUGUUGGGCUUUGUGGCAUAACAGAAAUAAUGUUGUUUGGAAAGCUCAGGGUCGAACUGCGAGUGGUGUGUUCUUCAUGGCACUGAAUUUUUUACAGCAAUGGAGGGGGGCCUGUUCUGAUUCUACCAGCUGCACCAAUGUUGUGUCGGCUUUGACUGUUUGGUCUCCUCCACCGCAGGGUUGGAUUAAGGUUAAUAUUGACGCCUCUUUAAACUCGCAACGAAGUUCGCUAGGCUUCGACUGUGUAGUCCGAGAUGCUAAUGGUAGAUUUAUAGCGGCUAAAGCAGGCUGUUUUUGCAGUCAGAUGAAGGUUAAUUGUGCUGAGACAAUGGCUUUUCGAGAGGCAUUGAGCUGGAUUAAAGAGUGCGGAUGUGAUCGAGUUCUUUUCGAAUCUGAUGCUCAGGUUCUUAUUGUGUCCAUUAACAAUGCUUCAUUAGAUGAUUUAUCACCUUUUGGUCUUUUGGUUCAAGAUUGUAAAUUGCUUCUAUCCAGUUAUGAGGAAGCAAGAUGUGCUUUUGUUCACAGGUCAUUCGCAUACCAGUGGUCCAUUAAUUUGGUAGGGACUCCAUGUCUGUUGAGCUCUGCACCCUUCAUUCAAUUGCAAUAUCUAAUUCAUUUUCAGUUGUUUACAAAUUUCUUCAUCCAAAUUUCUUCAGAGUUCGUAGCUUCUUUCUUCUCUUACAACUCAUUCUUUGCUAUGGAUUUUGCGGUAGCUGCUGCUGGCUCUAUCCUCUCUGGUUGGUUUCAGGGGCUUCUCGACAGGUUGAACUCCAUUGACUUGAAGAAAUACGUAGGCCAAGGUCAAGUCUUGGCUCAACUCAUGAAGUGGGAAAAGAUUCUCAAGAGAAUUUAUGCGGUGCUUGAAGAUGCGGAGGAGAAGCAGACGGCAAAUCGAUUGGUGGAGAUCUGGUUAUGCGAUCUCAGAGACUUGGCUUACGACCUGGAGGAUAUCAUUGAUGAACUUGCCACGGAGGUUCAGCAACGCAAGUUGGAAGAGGAACCUGUUCAUCCGGAGAAGAAGCAUAAGGUCCACGAGUUUAUCUCUGUUAUGCUUCGUGGGGGAAAUCUAAAUCUAAAUACUAUUAAGUUCAAUGUUGAGAUGGUUGCCAAAAUAGAGGAAACUAGUGCAAGAUUAGAUGAGAUCAUAAAGCAGAAAGAUGAACUCCGUUUAGCAGAAUAUACUACGAGGAGGGUGAGCCAUGUGACAGAAAGACCGCCUGCAACCUCUUUGGUUAAUGAAGCGAAGGUUUAUGGUAGGGAGGAAGAUAAGAAGGCGAUGCUGAAAUUGUUGAAUGCUCAGACAAGUGAUGCGGAGGUCUCUGUGAUUCCCAUAGUUGGGAUGGGAGGGCUUGGCAAGACAACCCUAGCUCAGCUAGUCUACAAUGAUCCCACGUUGGAGUUUGAUUUGAAAGCCUGGGUUUCUGUUGGCGAAGAUUUUGAUGUUUCCAGGGUCACAGAAACAUUUCUUCGUCAACUGGGCGAUGGCGGUGAUGAUAAAGAUUUGAAUCUGCUUCAGGUAAAAUUGAAGCAAAAGUUGUCUGGGAAGAAGUUUUUACUUGUCCUAGAUGAUGUCUGGACCCAGAACUAUGAGGAAUGGACUCUGUUUUGGGGUCCUUUUGAAGCAGGGGCUCCUCAAAGCAGAGUUAUCGUCACGACUCGAAUUCAGGAUGUUUCAUUAAUGAUGGGUACGACUCAAGCAUAUGCUCUUAAGAAGCUGUCGCACAAUGAAUGCAUGUCUGUGUUUGCCCAGCAUGCUUUGGGAGCAAAUAAUUUUGACGCGCACUUGGAGCUGAAACAAAUGGGUGACGAGAUUGUCGAAAGAUGUGGAGGAUUACCUUUGGCAGCAAAAGCUCUUGGAGGCAUCUUAAGGGGUAAACCGAAUCCUGAUUUGUGGAAGGAAGUGUUGAGGAAUGAGAUAUGGGAGUUACCAGACGACAAGAGCAAUAUCCUUCCAGCCUUGAGAGUGAGCUAUCUUCAUCUUCCACCUCAUUUGAAGCGAUGUUUCUCUUAUAGCGCAAUACUACCAAAGGAUCGCGAGUUUGAUAGGAAUGAAUUGGUUUUGCUGUGGAUGGCUGAGGGUUUCUUGUAUGACCAGAAGAAAAUGAAAGACAGUGAAGGUUUGGGUCAUAAAUAUUUUGAUGAUUUAUUAUCAAGAUCGUUUUUUCAACAAUCAAAUGAUAAUAAAUCGAAAUAUAUAAUGCAUGACCUAAUUGUUGAUUUAGCUCGCUAUGUUAGUAGGGAAACAUGUUUACAUAUGGUUGAUAAGUUGGAGAGUACAAAAUCAUUUGCAAAGAUUCGACAUUCUUCAUUUAUUCCUCAUUUUAUGAACACUUUUCAAAGAUUUCAAAGCUUCUGUGAAAUGAAGAACUUGCGGACAUUGUUAUCCUGGAGUCGUCGUUAUUUGGUGAGAUGCUACUUAACUAGUAAGGUGGUGCAUGAGUUGGUGCCAAAAUUAAAAUGCUUAAGGUCACUAUCUCUAGCUCGUUAUGAGAUUAAGGAGUUGCCAAAUUCUAUUGGUGACUUGAAGCACUUACGCUACCUUAACCUAUCUGAUACUCCAAUCCAAGGAUUGCCUGAAUCAGUGGAUAAACUCUUCAACUUACAGACAUUAAAGUUGCGUGAUUGUGAUGAGCUUAUUGAGUUACCUAAAGGCAUAUGCAAUUUACUCAACUUGCAGCAUCUUGACAUUAUUGGCACAAGGAAAUUGAAAGAGAUGCCACCACAUAUUGGUAAUUUGACUAGUCUCUGCGUGUUGACCAAAUUUAUCGUGGGGAAAAGCAAUGGUCGGAUCACAGAACUAAAGAAACUUUGUGAUCUUCGAGGGCAGCUUCAUAUUACAAGUUUAGAGAAUGUGGAAGUAGCAGAUAUUCGAGAUGCGGGUUUUGUCAAUUUGAAGGAUAAGCCUGGUAUCACUGAGUUGCACUUGGAAUGGGCUGAAGCUGAUGAACGUUUCGAUGAUUUGAGAAACCCAAGUCAUGAAGAACAAGUUCUCAACUCAAUUCAGCCAUAUCGAAGUCUUUCAAGCCUAUCAAUUACAUCAUUUGGUGGUAGGAAAUUCCCAUCAUGGCUGGGUGAGCCUUCAUUCUCUGGCAUGGUGCAGGUGCAGCUAUGGAAGUGUCGCCAAAUGACAUCGUUGCCACCACUUGGACGAUUAAAGUCAUUAAAAAAGUUGAGCAUAGGAGAUAUGAGUGGAGUGAAAGAAGUGGGUGUUGAGUUUUAUGAGGAUGAUUCAUGUUUUUCUUGUUUGGAAGAACUAGAGAUUAGAAAUAUGGGUGAGUGGGAGCUGUGGGCUUGGUCUAAAGGUCUGGGUGAAGAUUCUGUGCCAAAAUUUCCUAAGCUGCAUCAACUCCAAAUACGAAAUUGUCCCAAGUUGGUUGGAGAACUGCCCAACUUCCUUCCUUCCCUGGAAAAUCUUGUUAUCGAUGAUUGCCCGCUUUUGGUUGAAUUACCAAAAGUUCUCCCAUCACUUACAAGACUUCAUUUUGAAAAAUGUCAAGAGGCAAUUCUCAGGAGUGUGACUAAUGCCACCAUUCUUACUAGUCUAAAGUAUUUGGAAAUCAAGUUAUGUGAUGAGCUUGUGUCGUUGGUAGAUGGAGAGCCAGGGCUUUUGCCUUGCAAUCUUGAAGUUUUGAAUAUAUAUGAGUGUCCAAAUCUGAAGGAGUUGCCAAGUGGACUGAAAGACCUCAAAUCUCUCCAAGAUUUGACUAUAUACGGAUGUACAAGUUUAGUCUCCUUCCCAGCAGGGGGUUUGCCGCACAACUUGAUACAUCUUCGUAUUAUGAGCUGUGAAUCUUUGGAGUCUCUGCCGGAGGGAAUUGUGUGUCCUUGUAAUUACAGUGGCGAGACGUCUCAUCAAGAGAAAUUGUAUAUCUCUGAAUGUGAAUCCCUCAGAUGCUCUUCAAAUGGAAAGUUUCCAUAUUCCCUUAAGACUCUUCGAAUUCCCAACUCGACGCCACAAUUUUUAAACUCGCUAUCCUGUGGGCUUUCUCAUCUUACAGAAUUACACAUAGAGAAGUGUCCUCAAUUAGAGUCGUUUCCAGGGAAGGAAUUGCCUCUCCCUUCUCUUAUCUAUUUAAGAAUCGAUGACUGUGAAGGAUUGAGGUCUCUAUCCAAUCAUAUGCAAGACUUCCAGAGUCUCCAAAAGUUACAAAUAUGGAACUGUCCUCGAUUAGAGUUGUUCCCAGAGAUGGGAUUGCCCAACCCCAAGCUUGUGUCAUUUCAAAUUUUCUGGUGCGAAAAUUUGAGGUCUCUACCCAAUCAGAUGCAAAACCUCACUUCCCUUGAUAUUCGGUGGUGCUUGAAUAUGAAACAGCCAAUGGUAGAGUGGGGACUCCACAGACUCGCCUCUCUUAGAACUUUGUUUCUGAUGGACAUGGCGUCAACUGGAGAUUUUAUUUCCUUUCCAGAUAACGACGGCUUUCUGCUUCCCACUUCUCUUACCUACCUAUACAUUAUUGGAUUCAAGAAUCUAAAAUCCAUAUCCAGCGGUAUCCAAAAGCUCACCUCUCUUGAAAAAUUAUCAAUUGGGAUGUGCCCAAAACUGCAGUCCUUCCCAGCUGAGGGCCUUCCUGCUACACUUGAAUGCCUAGAAAUUCUCAGGUGCCCUCUGCUGCGGGACCGUUGCUUAAAAGAUAAAGGUGACUACUGGCCUAUCAUUUCUGAUAUCCCCUGUGUUCGUAUAGAAGACAUUGUACUCCUUCCCAUUUAAAGAUGACUUUGCAGCACUCCAACAAUCAGGAAAUUUCAGCUUCUUGGGAACAAAAAGGAAUCUAGCUGCUCCCUUUCAGGUACUGAAACUUAUUGAAUUAUGUCAGUCGCAGUGAAAUGGUAGAAACUAAGCUCAACAACUCUGCAGAUUUUGGUGGGAUGCACUGAUGAUGAUCAUGAAAGUUGGAAAAUGUUAAGAUUACUAAUCUGUGUUGGAUCAGGAAAUUUGAGACUCUAAACUCCUUGUGUAAUAGUCUACGUUUUGAUGUUUUUUUCAA